UCAAACAUGGAGUAAGGAGGAGAUGGGGCCCGUCCGGAGCGAGCCGAGCCGACGACAGCGAGCCUUUUUCGGUCAACACGUUCCCGGCCGAGCCCGCUGCGGAGGAAAAAAGACAACAAAAAGGAGAAGAAGAAGAAGAAGAAGAAGAGGAGGGUGAGGAGGUUGGCGGAUUUAGGCGUGAAAAGAAGAGGAGGAGGAGGAGGAGGGAGGACAAACGCACGAGCCACCGGAAGAUGGCAGGAGCCGCGCGCGCGCCAAAAUGGAGAGACCGCGGCGCGUUGCCGUGGCGCGAAAUCAUCAGCGCGGUGGCACGUGAAAGCAACAAAAGAACAUGAGCGACGAAGACCACCCCACGCCUCACGAUGACAGCUACAUGGUGCGCGUGAACGCGCUGGUGAUGACCCGCGACGACUCGAGCGGCGGCUGGCUGGCUCAAGACGGCGGCCUGAGCCGAGUGGGCGUGUGCAGGCUGACGCCCGCCGGACCGAUGGGUCGCAGCAGCUUCCUCAUCCGCGCAGAACGGCUGCGAGACAGACAGGUGAUUCUUGAAUGUUCCCUGAAGAAGGAUCUGGUCUACAUCAAGGCCACGCCCACCUUCCACCACUGGAGGGUGGACAACAGGAAGUGUGGCCUGACCUUCCAGAGUCCGACCGGCGCGCGCGCCUUCGACCGCGGCGUACGCAAGGCCCUGGAAGACCUGACGGAAGGCUCAACCACGUCAUCGUCCACGCUGCACAACGAGGCAGAGCUCGGAGAUGACGACGUGUUCACGACGGCCACGGACAGCUCGUCCAAUUCGUCCCAGAGGAAGGAGCCCGUCACACUGUCCUUUUGCGACCACCGCCGCCACCCCCGUUGCAUUCUGGGACAUCUGAAUGAGCAGCACCAGCCCUCCGACCAAUACUUCUAUGACCGCUACUUCUCUGACCGUUGCUUCCUGGAGCAAGCGGUGCAGGUGUUCCCUCGCCACGUGAGCUUCCAGCUGGAAGAGGGAGUUGUUCACAUCACCCCCCGGGAGCACGCCUGGCUCACCGGCUACGGGGACUACCGCCCGGCUACCACCACGCGGGACAAGCUCUCGCUGUUCAACACGCCCGACGCCUACAUGCACGACUCGCCCAAGCUCGACUACGGCUACCCGUAUCCGCUUGGCAAGUCCACCUGCCUUGACCCGGGUGGCGGCGGUGCCCCCCUGAGGGUGGCUGUGACGGCUCAGCCACAGCUGAAGCGAGGUCGCAAGGACGGCGAGCGUCUACGCUGCGUUUACUGUCAGGAUUUGUUCCAGCGUAAGGACAACAGGCGUGGGCGCUGCCAGGAGGCACCUGACCCAAUCCAAACAUGCAUCCGCCGAGUCAGCUUCCUGUGGUGCGCCGACAGCCUGCUGUACCACUGCAUGUCCGACCCGGAGGGCGACUACUCGGACCCGUGCUCGUGCGAGGCGGGCGAUGAGCGCUUUUGUUUGCGCUGGAGCGCCCUGCUAGCUCUGUCACUGCUGGUGCCGUGCAUGUGCUGCUACUUGCCGCUCACCGCCCUGCACCGAUGUGGCGUCGCGUGCCGAUGUUGUGGCGGCAGACACCAGGCAGCCGAGUGAGGCACCACCUCGACACCCCCCCGACCACCGACCCCCGGCUGUGAUUCUGCUCGGUGUUUUGUCUCGUUGUCUGUGUUGCAUUGUUACACUCACACAACAACAACCAAGUUUUUGUCGAUUGACAUUUAAGCUAGUGGUCCCCAACCAUCGGGCCGUGGGCCGGUUGCUACCGAGCCACACAGAAAGACUGAUCAAAAAACAUUUAGUUGAUUGUCACAGUCUGAAAGAGGUUUUACAGUAGUACCUUGACAUACGAGUGCCCCAUCUUACAAGUUAAAACAACAAAAACAAGACCGGCUAAGGGCUUACAAAACUAAGAAAUGCGCCAUGAGCGACACUGACUCACCGCAUGGCUUGAUUUGAAACGUCAGUGGCUUUUUUGUAUGCCGUUCGCUCUUCACUCCAUGAACUGCGUCAUCUUUUCUCAUGAUCGCGACGCACUUUCUACUACCUACCGUGACACAUACUCUUUUGGAGUGUCGUAUGCCUAAACGUGUCCGACUUCUCUCCCUCAUAAUCGACAUGAUAAGCCAAGAUUUACCCCAUUAUUGUUAUCUUCAACUCAAAAGCUGUGCUGAUCUCAAAUCCAAAGUGAUGCAAUGCUGCCAUCUACUGGUGUCUGCUCGUCACUACAGUGGUUUACAAACCUGAAUUUUCACAGACAAGCUAAGCGAAACCCACUUCCAUGCCUACCCGUGGAAAAACGUACGUGACAAAUAUAUAUGUCGGUUGCAGCAAACGGUUCCAUUUCGGUUAAGAAAUAGAAAUGUCCACAGCAGUCAAUGAGUGAAGGUACUGUAAUGCCCUGGCAUGCGCACAAGGAGAGCCACGGUCAACGACACACUUUUAGCUGUUAGCCAUAAUGGGACAAACAGAAGAAGAGAAUACAAAAUGCAAACUCUCUCAAGGAGCAUCGAGAAGAAGCUCAGACUGAACUAACUGCAUGGUAAACGGACAAUCUGCCUGUCUCCAGCGCCUGACAUCACUCACUUGGCUACAUGCCUUAAAGGCACACAUCAACACACAAAUACUACAGUGCGUGUGUAUGAGACUUUUGGCUUUUAUUCCGUUACAAUCUUUUUCGUUAAGUUUCAUUGUUUUUAUAGUCAUAUUUUGUCAAAUUCCGUGAAAGUGGUCAGCGGUGCAAAAAAGGUUGGGGACCGCUGACUUAAGCUAAAAAAAAGACAUUCAAAUUCUUUAUUUUCACUUUUUUUCCCCUUGCUGCUUUGCUCUCUAAGGGAAUAGGAAUUAUUAUUUUGAUCCAAAUUCAUCAUGAUUCAGCUUUCAUGUUGUAACAUGCCUCAAUUGAAGCCGAAUGGCCAGAACGAGAAGGCCUUUAGCUUUGCUAGCAUGGCAAGCGGACCUGACAUGAGAGGAAACACCGGUUGCCAUGGUAACUACAUGCCCUUUGUCUAGCCUUUUUUUUGCUGCCCUCUUGUUAGUCAUUAGUGAAAUGCCUCUUAUUUUAUAUUUUCUUUUGAUGGUUGCUGCGUACUGUGUAAGGAAACAUAACUUUAUAUUUGUAUACAAAUUCACAUUUUAACCUGCCUCAAAUCAAGCCAAAAGAGCGGGAACAAGCAGGAUAUUAACGUAUCUUAUCUUAAAUUACUACAACAAAGGAUAUGUUUCACAUCUAAGCGCAAACGCCGGUUGCCGAGGUAGCCACGCUCUUAAGUCUCCUCAAAAGAGCGGGGACAAAGCCGGCCAUUAGCCUCUCGCUUAGCAUCAAGUACAACAACAAAGGAGAUUUUUCUCAUAAUCGACAUGGGGGUCAUUUUUAAAGGCCCCCCCCCCACCACUACCCUGGAGUUGGGAGCCACCCCCCAAUUGCACACCACUACUACAUCAUCGUUCCAGCACUGUAACACAAACAAAACCACAAGAAAAAAUGAUGAGGAAUAAAAACAUCAACAGUGGGAAAUUAGGAAAGCUGUACGUGAAGUCUGUCUGUCAAUCAAACGCUGGAUUCAAAAGAGGAUGUGGAGGACCACUUGGCUGUGGAAGAAAGUGCCUGAAGAUCAUCAUCACAUUAUGUUCAUGGACCACACAAACACACAUACUGUAUCACCAUGUAUAUGGACUUUUUAUACAUGACAUUUGACGUACUAUCCAUGCGACAAUAUUUACUGUACAUAUGUAUGAAUUUCAGUUCUAUUUUUUUAUCGUGAUGUAGACAAAAAAGAUGUGUAAAAAUAACAACGUAUCCUGUGUGUGUGUAAUCGUGCCUGUUUUGUAUGUAUGUGCGCGUGUGUGCGUGUACACGUGUUUGCAUGUGUGUUAGCGUGUCUGCGUGUCUAAGUGUGUACGCGUGCGUAUGUUUGUUUGUAUGAGUGUGUGAUUGUGUGCAUGUCCAAAUGUAUGUAUUUAUGAGUGUGUUCGAAUAUAUGUUUAUGUGUACGUGUAUGCUUUUGCGUUAAUGUAUGAGUGUGCGGGUUUUUGUGGACGUAUGAGUGUGUGUUUGUGUACGUAUGUGUGAUGAAACACACACACACACAACGUUUCAGUGACAUAAAUCAAUAAAGACAAAUGGAAGUGAAAA
Molecule: messenger RNA, 4130 nt
Organism: Phyllopteryx taeniolatus (common seadragon)
Lineage: Eukaryota; Metazoa; Chordata; Actinopteri; Syngnathiformes; Syngnathidae
Gene: spred2a
Product: sprouty related EVH1 domain containing 2a
Exons: 6
Coding region: 332-1591 (419 amino acids)
Biological process (GO): multicellular organism development; negative regulation of MAPK cascade
Cellular component (GO): membrane
Molecular function (GO): protein kinase binding
Source: RefSeq, a predicted model, not a curated record